This is a messenger RNA of Chaetomium strumarium, 1409 nucleotides long. RefSeq lists its product as uncharacterized. The coding region runs from base 238 to 1269 and encodes 343 amino acids. NCBI's taxonomy places the organism in Eukaryota, Fungi, Ascomycota, Sordariomycetes, Sordariales, Chaetomiaceae. The transcript has 6 exons. The record is from RefSeq and is a predicted model, not a curated record.
GGCUCGCAGCCAUCUCGCGCUUUUGUCUUUUGGGCUUAGACUGUGGCUUAACUUGGCACUGAAUCCAGCCGGGGGGCAAACGAUGGUGUCCGAGCGUUGACGUCAAGCGCUGCGGCGCCGGACUUCUCUCCGAAUCAGGGUAGUCGUAUUUACCUGGACAGCGUCGCGUCCCAUUAUCGAUGACGACGACUAGCGACUGAGCUUUAGGCACUGCCUACUGGCAAUGGAACCAACAGGAUGGUGUCUCCUGAGCAGGUCAUGGCGGCCGAGUGGUGUACAGUUGUGCUCGCCUACCUGCUGGUGGGCAUGAGGCUCGCUGUGCGAGUGAUGCUAAAGCAGAGACAUCUGUUCAUCUCCGACCUUUGGCUGCUCCUGGCUUCCGCCUGCGUCUUGGGGCUAGUCACCUGCGACACAUUGACGUACCAGAAAGGCGCGAUGUCGGACUUUACGAUGGUCGACGAGUCCCUCGGCAAGAUUCGCUUCGCCACCAACUACUUCUUUGACGCUGGGCUAUACCUUCCAAAAAUCAGCAUGUUGGCCAUCUACUUCCAACUGCUUACCCAUCAAGGUGUGUGGCAGAGGUGGGCUCUGUACUUUGUGACAGCAUUCACGGGAAGCUCGGCGCUUAUUACGUUGUUUGCCGAUACCUUCUGGUGCGGGCCAGAACCGUCCAUCAACUGGUCUACUGCGCCGGACGCAUGCUCGACCUUUACGUCCAUAACAUUAGUGCGGAUUAACUGGGCAUUAUGCAUCACAUGCGAAGUCCUGAUCUUUCUCCUCCCACUUCCUGCUGUGUACCGAAUAAGGGGCCUUGCUACUCGGGAUAAGGCUGGUUUGGUCUUGGUCUUCAGUCUCGGCGCAAUCACCAUGAUAGUUAGUACGGGCCGAUUCAUCACUAUGAUGUCUAAAGGCAACAACAUCUCCAUCUACAUCUGGGCGACUGCCGAGUUCACGGUCUCCAUCAUGGUGGUGGCCUGUAUGGCUCUCCGUCCUCUGGCGCGCAUAGUCUGGAGCCGGACAUCCUUAACGGGGUCCAAAUCACACUCCAGUCGGCCGACGUACACCGGCAGUUAUGGGCAUGAGGUGAUACGACCCAGGCCCCACGGCAAUAUAUUCGCGUUGCACGGCCUGGAUGCAACAAUCAGCGAGGCCGAGCUAAACAGGUCUCAAACCGUGGUCCAUGCCCCGGACUCAAGGUGCAGCGAUAUCGAGCUUCUUAACAGUGUGAAUGGAGAAGCUCCAGCAGACGGCCUGGACCGUGCCGGCUGAUCGCCAAACUCAUAUGGUUCCUGUAACGGUCCCAGGAGUGUGUUGCAACUAUCUGGUGACGACUCUACGAGUACACGAGACUGAGAGAAGAAAAGAAGAGACCAGAGACUCUGGUGGCUCGCAGGUUUUUUAUCCCCGUG